CAGCGCUCGUCCAACACAUAAUACCUACGGGGAAUCGAAAACGACAAACAAUGAAGAACGAUGGCGAGUCAACAUUGAUUCCGUCGUCGUUGGUUACCCGUUCCAAGGUUCUGCGAGCACCUUUUGUUUCUUCCGCUUCCACUGCUACGCCAAAAAGCCGAGACGUGGCGACGAUUGCUAGUGGCACCGAUGAUAAAGGAGACAAUACCAUCGCCAUCUUUGAACACGAAGAAAGGGAAUAUCUCGAGAUUCUGCUACUUGAUCUUCCGCAAUCUCUACGACUUCGUCAGUACAAUACAUCACACGAUUCCUGGGGAAUUUAUUCGACCGUAUGGGACGGUGGUAUAGCUUUACUGAAGUACGUGUGCGAUCAAUACUCCGACGUGUGGGACCAAAUGCGUUUGCUUGAUUUGGGUUCCGGCACCGGUAUCGUUGGACUAGGCGUAGCCGCGUGUUCCCGGGGCACGGUCGCCACGGCUGUCACCGAUUUGACCGCCGCGUUGCCCCUGCUGCGGGAAAAUAUUGCCCGGAACGCGUCCCACUGGACUGGAGUGGAUGCGGGAGUUCACAGACCGAGUGUUCUGGACAUCACAUGGGGUAAACGUAUGGAAAACAAUGACUGGCUGCAGCAAUUUCUUUCCAUAAAUGACCGGAAGAAGGAUACGACUAUUUGCGCAGGUUCGCCACCACCCACGAGUAUCUGUUCCAACUCACGAAGGAAGCUGCAGCGCCGUGUCAUCAUUACCGGAGCAGAUAUUGUUUAUCGACCUUCCUUGUUUGAACCACUGCUCAGCACCCUCGCCGAGCUUGAAUCUCGAGUACACCAAGUUUUGAAAGGUCAAGACCCAGUGAUCGAAGUUUUGCUCUCUUGUCAAUCUUGUCGCUCAUACUUGGAUGAUUUUUGGCAAGCAGCCCGACGACGUGGCUUUAACGCAGAACUUCUCGCCAUCGCCGACCUCGACCCCGCCGACAAACAUAAUUUGGAGUCGUGUCUGCUAUACCCGGCUGAAGAUCGUACUAUACCAGUUUCAAAGCAGAAGUACCCCACCAAGGAAGGAAGGGUAUUUAUUGUGCGGAUUUAUAGAUUGCCAUAUACCUUUGCCAUCUAA
This is a messenger RNA of Phaeodactylum tricornutum CCAP 1055/1, 1109 nucleotides long. RefSeq lists its product with no specific name. The transcript has a single exon. Bases 51 to 1109 code for a protein of 352 amino acids. The record is from RefSeq and is a predicted model, not a curated record. NCBI's taxonomy places the organism in Eukaryota, Bacillariophyta, Bacillariophyceae, Surirellales, Neidiaceae.